GCGCAGAGUCACAUGAUCGCUUCCCCUCCUUCCAACAUGGCGGCGCCCAGAACAUCCAUGCGGAGCCUUCACUUCCUGCAGAAUAAAGGCCUGAAAAGGAUUUUCUCAGGUAUUCAACCAACUGGAAUCCCUCACCUUGGAAACUACCUUGGCGCUAUCACAAACUGGGUGAAGUUGCAGGAUGAAUGCAGCUCUGUGUUAUACAGCAUUGUGGAUCUCCAUUCUCUCACCACACCAAGAGAGCCCGCUGUUCUACGCACAAGCAUCCAAGACAUUGCAGCCGUUCUCCUUGCUUGUGGCCUAAAUCCACAGAAAUGCAUCCUUUUCCAGCAAUCUCAGGUACCAGAACAUACACAACUUGCCUGGAUUCUGGGGUGUUUCACAAGUGUACCCCGUCUGCAACAUUUUCCUCACUGGAAGAUAAAGAAUGCCACCCAGAUGAAUGAAGGGACCGCUGGCCUCUUCACUUACCCUAUCCUUCAGGCUGCUGAUAUUCUUCUCUACAAGUCAACACAUGUUCCCGUUGGAGAAGAUCAAGUCCUUCAUUUGGAGCUGACCCAAGAUACAGCCCGCCGCUUCAACAAGAAAUACGGGGAUUUUUUUCCAGUGCCCAAGUCAAUUUUAACUACUAUAAAGAAGGUGAGGUCCCUCAGAGAUCCGUCAUCCAAGAUGUCUAAAUCAGACCCUCUGGCGUUAGCCACAGUAUGCGUAACAGACAGUCCUGAGGAGAUUCAUAAGAAAUUUCGUAAGGCUGUCACAGACUUUACUUCUGAAGUGACUUAUGACCCAGAAGGCCGCCCAGGUGUCUCCAAUCUCGUGGCCAUUCAUUCAGCCAUUACUGGGCUCAGCACAGAGGAAGUAGUACACCAAAGUGUUGGUCUUGACACUGCUCACUACAAGGCAGUGGUGGCAGAGGCAGUCACUGAAAAACUGGCUCCAAUCAGGAAUGAAUUUCAGAGACUAAAAGAAGACAGAGCGUAUUUGGAGAAGGUUUUAUGCACUGGAGCAGAAAAAGCCAAAGAACUUGCCAGCCCUGUGUACUGGGAAGUCAAAAGACUAGUGGGAUUGCAUUAAACUAGAGACAACAA
Messenger RNA from Anolis sagrei ordinatus, 1088 nucleotides. RefSeq names its product tryptophanyl tRNA synthetase 2, mitochondrial (gene WARS2). The record is from RefSeq and is a predicted model, not a curated record. Gene Ontology annotation, molecular function: ATP binding; tryptophan-tRNA ligase activity. Lineage: Eukaryota; Metazoa; Chordata; Lepidosauria; Squamata; Anolidae. Gene Ontology annotation, biological process: mitochondrial tryptophanyl-tRNA aminoacylation. Gene Ontology annotation, cellular component: mitochondrial matrix; mitochondrion.